This is a messenger RNA of Lolium rigidum, 2202 nucleotides long. Its product is annotated as pentatricopeptide repeat-containing protein At5g55840-like. Bases 1 to 2202 code for a protein of 733 amino acids. Gene Ontology annotation, molecular function: protein binding. The transcript has 4 exons. Lineage: Eukaryota; Viridiplantae; Streptophyta; Magnoliopsida; Poales; Poaceae. The record is from RefSeq and is a predicted model, not a curated record.
AUGUCGUCUUCUUUGGCCUCCUCGUCCUACCGCCGCAGGAUCCUCGACUCCAAGGUGGCGGCCACCCACGCGCUCUACUCUUCCCGCCUCCCCUCCCGCUCCAGGCAGACUGCGCACACCAGGAUUGGCGCCACCACCACAGCUCACGGAGUUGAGAGUAGCAUCAUCAGUGUCCUAACUAUGCAUCACUGGGAGACCUUGAAUCACAUGGCCUACAAAUUUGGGAAGCUUGACAGGGUUCAUGGAAAACUAGCCUUGAAGAUACUGGGUUCUAUUGUGCAACAAUCAGGCUUAGAGCGAAUUACCCAUAUUUACUGCAUGACUGCUCAUAUCCUCAUCCAAGCUCAAAUGCAUCCACAAGCAAUAUCAGUGUUGAAGCAUCUUGCUGUAGGAGGCUUCUCUUGCAGUGCUAUAUUGAGCGCUCUUUUGCGAACCAUCUCCCGUUGUGAUUCCAGUCCCAUGGUUUUUGACCUUCUUGUCAACGCAUAUCUGAAGGAAAAGAAAGUUGUUGAUGCAAGUAAGGCGAUUUUAUUGAUGGAUGCAUGCGGAUUUAAGGCUUCAGCUCAUUCUUGCAAUGCUGUCCUUAAUGCUCUUGUGGAAGUUGGGGAAUCAAAACAUGUUUGGUUCUUCUUAAAAGAAAUUCUGGCCAGGAAGUUCCCUUUGGAUGUCAUUACUUGCAAUAUUGUGCUGAAUUCUCUGUGCCUUGAGGGUAACCUUAAACGUGCUAAUCUUAUGCUACAAAAUAUGAAGAGUUGCUCCUUAGCAAAUGUGGUUACUUAUAAUACAAUACUUUACUGGUAUGUUAAGAAGGGAAGGUUCAAGGCUUCCAUGUGUGUCUUCGAAGAUAUGGAGAAGAAUUGUGUAGAGCCAGAUGUAUAUACUUACAACAUCAUGAUAGAUAAGUUAUGUAGAAUGAAGAGGAGUGCACGUGCCUACCUUUUGCUCAAAAGAAUGAGGGAAGAUAACUUAUCACCUGAUGAAUGUACAUAUAAUACUUUGAUCAAAGGUUUCUUUGAUGAAGGUAAGAUGAAACUUGCUAUCUAUAUCUUCAACGAAAUGCUGAAACAGAGCCUGAAACCAAGUCUAGCUACUUACACUACCUUGAUUGAUGGGUAUUGCCGAAAUGGGACCACUGAUGAAGCUUUAAGAGUUCUAUGUGAAAUGCAAGUUGCUGGUGUAAAACCAAGUGAAUUAACUUACAGUGCCAUGCUGAAUGGUUAUUGCAAAGCUUCCAUGCUGGGACAUGCAAUGAAUCUUAUUGAAGUUCUGAAAGCAAGAGGUACAACAAUCAAUAGGACUAUGUAUACUAUUCUGAUUGAUGGUUUCUGUCAGCUAGGAGUGGUUUCUAAGGCCAAACAAAUAUUAAAGUGCAUGCUUGUUGAUGGGAUUGAUCCAGAUGUUAUUACUUACUCAGCAUUGAUUAAUGGUAUGUGCAAGAUGGGUAAGCUGGAUGAAACAAAAGAGAUUUUGCCAAGGAUGCAAAAAACUGGAGUUUUGCCUAAUGAGGUGCUUUAUACAACUCUAGUUUGCUAUUGUUGUAAGGCUGGAUAUGUCAGAGAAGCACUGAAGUAUUUUGUGGACAUCUAUCGAAGGGGCCUAACUGCCAAUUCAUUCAUCCAUAAUACGUUAUUAUGCUCGUUGUAUGGAAAAGGAAUGAUUGCACAGGCUGAGAAAUUCAAACAAUACAUGUCUAGGAUGCAGAUAUCAUUUGAUGUCGCCGCUUUCAACUGUAUAAUAGACUACUACUGCACCAAAGGGAUCUGCAAAGAUGGGACACUAGAUGAAGCUCUGGAUUUAUGUGAGAAAAUGGUUACAAGUAACUUUCUACCUGACAUCCAUACCUACACGAUUCUUCUUAGUGGUUUUUGCAGAAAAGGUAAAAUUGUACCCGCGGUCAUCUUGUUGCAGAUGAUGUUGCAGAAAGGGUUUGUCCCAGAUAUUGUUACAUAUACAUGUUUGUUGAAUGGUUUGAUCAAGGAAGGCCAACUUAAGGUUGCUUCUUACCUGUUCCAGGAGAUCAUAUGCAAGGAAGGCAUGUAUGCUGAUUGUAUUGCCUACAACUCAAUGAUAAAUGGGUACCUAAAGGCAGGAAUGAUACAUAAAGUAGAUAUGAUGAUUUGUGAUAUGCAUCGUAAUGAGGUUUCUCCAAACCCGGCUAGUUAUAAUAUUCUUAUGCAUGGAUAUGGUAAGGAAAGGGAUUAG